Molecule: messenger RNA, 1367 nt
Organism: Papilio machaon (common yellow swallowtail)
Lineage: Eukaryota; Metazoa; Arthropoda; Insecta; Lepidoptera; Papilionidae
Gene: yip2
Product: 3-ketoacyl-CoA thiolase, mitochondrial-like
Exons: 8
Coding region: 162-1352 (396 amino acids)
Biological process (GO): fatty acid beta-oxidation
Molecular function (GO): acetyl-CoA C-acetyltransferase activity
Source: RefSeq, a predicted model, not a curated record
ACAUCAUAUAUUACGUAUUGUGAAAUUUUGAAAUUCAGUUUUAGUUUUGUGUCACUUUAUAAUCUAUGUGCACGUAGUUAAUGUUGCUUUGGCUCAGCAACGUUUUAAAGUGUUUUGAUAAUUUAUAAAGUUUUUUAAUUGUGAAUUUUAUUAAAAACACAAUGUCUGUAGCUGUUAAAGGUAUAUUUAUCGUGGGUGCCAAGCGCACUGCGUUCGGCACAUUCGGUGGCGUGUUCCGCAACACCUCUGCCACGGAGCUGCAGACGGCGGCCACCACGGCGGUGCUUCGUGAGGCCGGCGUUGCCCCCGACCAGGUCGACACUGUUGUCAUCGGACAGGUUAUGUCGGCGUCGCAAGUGGACGGUAUCUUCACGCCGCGUCACUCCUCGCUGAAGGCGGGCAUCCCACAGGAACGGCCAGUGCUCGGCAUAAACAGACUCUGCGGCUCCGGCUUCCAGUCUAUUGUUAACAGCGCACAGGAUAUUCUGACUGGUUCAGCUAACAUAUCGUUAGCUGGUGGUGUAGAAAACAUGUCGCAAGCUCCGUUCGCGGUGCGAGGUGUUAGAUUUGGUACAGCAUUGGGCACAUCUUACGCAUUCGAGGACACGCUAUGGGCGGGUCUGACAGACAGCUACUGCGGUCUCCCAAUGGGCAUGACUGCUGAGAAGCUCGGCGCACAGUUCGGAAUCACCAGGGCUGAGGUAGAUGAGUUCGCGUUACGUUCUCAACAACGGUGGAAGACUGCGAACGACGCAGGCGUGUUCAAGGCGGAGAUCGAGCCUCUGACUCUGACGGUGAAGAGGAAGGAGGUGCGCGUGGAAGUGGACGAGCACCCUCGGCCGCAGACCACGCUCGAAGGCCUCAAUAAGUUACCACCCGUCUUCAAGAAAGAAGGUCUAGUCACUGCUGGAACUGCUUCGGGUAUAAGUGAUGGUGCUGGAGCCCUAGUGCUGGCGAGUGAGGCAGCCGCCAAGAACCUGAAGCCACUCGCUCGUCUGGUGGGCUGGUCCUACGUGGGAGUAGACCCCAGCAUCAUGGGCAUCGGGCCCGUGCCAGCCAUACAGAACCUGCUUAAGGUCACCAACAUGACCCUCAAUGAUAUCGACCUGGUUGAGAUCAACGAGGCAUUCGUAGCACAGACGCUAUCGUGUGCUAAAGCCCUGAAGCUGGACCUGGAGAAGCUGAACGUGAACGGCGGUGCGACUGCGCUCGGACACCCCCUGGGCGCAUCAGGCUCCCGCAUCACCGCACAUCUCGUGCACGAGCUCAGACGACGUGGUCUAAAGCGAGGUAUUGGGUCCGCGUGCAUCGGAGGUGGUCAGGGCAUCGCGCUCAUGAUUGAAACUGUUUGAUUUAGUAUAAAUUAU